Triplophysa dalaica is the source of this 3419-nucleotide messenger RNA. It is a transcript of the gene kcnj5, whose product is annotated as potassium inwardly rectifying channel subfamily J member 5. Gene Ontology annotation, molecular function: G-protein activated inward rectifier potassium channel activity. Bases 350 to 1636 code for a protein of 428 amino acids. Gene Ontology annotation, biological process: regulation of monoatomic ion transmembrane transport; potassium ion import across plasma membrane. The record is from RefSeq and is a predicted model, not a curated record. Lineage: Eukaryota; Metazoa; Chordata; Actinopteri; Cypriniformes; Nemacheilidae. Gene Ontology annotation, cellular component: plasma membrane. The transcript has 5 exons.
UGUAUGAACAGAAUCCAUGAGGCUGUUGAGAUGAGCACAUCAGAGCUGGAGUCGGAACAGAGCGCGGAUGUCGUAACAUGCCUCCCCUGACAUAGCAAAGCUACCUCUGCGCUCAGAUGAAGAUGGGCCGUUGGUGAGAGGGGAUCCAUGCUGCACGCUGAGAAGCAGAGAGAGCCGAAACAAGGGGGUGAAAGGAUUACCCAUCAAUGACCCCUGUCCCACGGCGACUGCACGCAUCUGCUGGUUGUCCAGCAUGACGCCCCGCUUUGGAUCUGAAAUGCAUUUUAAAUGCAUGUCUAGGAUUUCAUCAGCAUAACGGUUGUGAGGCAGUUUGCAGUCGAAGCUGAGGAUGGCAGGAGACUCUCGUGUCUACAUGGACCACAACAUGGAGAUAGGAGUGACGCCAAAAGAGCAGGUGAAGAAACUCCCCAAGCACAUGAGAGAACCACAAAUCCCUACAGAUCGUACUCACCUCAUCUCCGACCCCGUCAAAAAACCCCGUCAGCGUUAUGUACAGAAAGAUGGCAAGUGCAAUGUUCAUCACGGCAACGUUCAAGAGACAUACCGGUAUCUCAGCGACCUCUUCACAACACUUGUUGACCUGCGUUGGCGCCUCAGUUUCUUCAUCUUCACUCUGGUCUAUGUGAUCAACUGGCUGUUCUUUGGGUUCCUGUGGUGGCUAAUUGCGCUCAUUAGAGGAGAUCUUCUUCACUCCGAUGAGAAGGGCUGGACCCCUUGUGUGGAAAACCUCAACAGUUUUGUUUCAGCGUUCCUGUUCUCUAUCGAAACGGAGACCACCAUUGGCUACGGCUACCGUGUCAUCACAGAGAAAUGUCCAGAAGGGAUCAUCCUCCUGCUGGUGCAAGCCAUCCUGGGAUCCAUUGUGAACGCCAUGAUGGUGGGCUGCAUGUUUGUAAAGAUCUCACAGCCCAAGAACCGAGCGGAGACGCUGAUGUUCUCCCACAAGGCUGUGAUCUCCGUGAGGGACAACAAGAUGUGCCUGAUGUUCAGAGUGGGUGACCUACGUAAUUCUCACAUCGUGGAAGCGUCCAUUCGCGCCAAACUCAUUCGUUCCCAGCAGACCAAGGAGGGCGAGUUUAUCCCGCUCAACCAGACGGACAUCAACGUUGGGUUUGACACGGGAGACGAUCGGCUCUUCCUGGUGUCACCCCUUAUUAUCUCGCAUGAGAUCAACGAGAAGAGUCCUUUCUGGGAGAUGUCCCGGGCGCAGAUCGAGAAAGAAGAAUUCGAGAUUGUAGUUAUUUUGGAGGGCAUGGUUGAAGCUACAGGCAUGACCUGUCAGGCACGCAGUUCAUACCUGGACUCGGAAGUGCUGUGGGGCUACCGCUUCACCCCGGUGCUUUCCCUGGAAAAGGGCUUCUACGAAGUCGACUACAACAACUUUCACGACAUAUACGAGACCAACACACCCACUUGUAGCGCUAAGGAAAUGGCUGCCAAAUUAAAAGAAAGCCCGCUCCUUCCCCACCUCCCUCUCCUCAGCCCUGACCUCAGGCAGCACACGCCGGACCCCUUCUCUAUCCAAGAUCCCCUGACCUUGCAAGAGGAGAAGGAUGGAAAGAACGGUACAGAGACAAACAAUGGCUCCGCCAACCGUUUGGAGGAGAAUCCGUGAUGGAAAAACCCUCUCCAGGUGGACUCGAGGACUGCGUAGUGAUUGGCCAGCUUCUUUUACCCUCGCAUGGAGAGAUUUCCUUGCAAUAGCCAUGCAAUACGAAUCCAGAUUUCUCUAGAGAGCCGAGCGUAUGCGUAGAGCAAGGUUAGAUGCACAACCAGAUGAGAAUCCGUAUAUUUAUACUGCACAUGCCUACACACUCAUGAAACAACAUGCCUACUGUAUACUCUCUUUUAGCUUUUAAAACUCCACCGUGCAAUUUUCCAUGCUAUCAACGCCCUGUACCUCAACGAUAAAAGAGUAGCCAUAUGCACUUCAAUCCUCCAGCAAAUUAAUAACAUAGAGGGCUUUGUUGGGAGGUCAUACACCUUAAUGUAACCAUAGCAAAUCAGCUUUAAUAGAAUUCCAAUGCAAUGACUCAUAGGAGAAAGACAGAGCCAAUUUCAAAGUUACACUAAUGCUUGUGUGUUUAACCACGAUGGAGGCCACAGUCGUGGGCUGCGGUGUCUUGUUUCUUUAUCCUAUUCUCUUGUAUGUUUUCUCUGUAUUGUAUUUAUGAUAUCGAGUCCUCUAACUCAUUACAUCAUUGCUGCAUGUGAUACGGCUUGCAAAAUUUGAGCAACAUGUUUGCCAAUGCGCCAGAUAAAAGCACAACCACUGCAGAGGUCGACGUACAGCAUGUUAACCUGCAGUAAGUACUGUAAAAUACUGGUGACGAGGGAGAGUCCGCGGAUCGGGUUUUUAGAAAUGUUGCACACUCUGUUGUCUUUGAAAUAUACCUACACUGCGAAGAUGCAUUUUGUCUGUCAUUAUGUUUGUCUUGGUUUUGCAGUAAAAAAUAUCCUAGGAUCAUUAAAACAAGAGAAGCAAAGUUGCAUUGAUUUCAAGAAAUGUUCUCUUGGAAUUACAUAUAGUUAUGUUUGCAAUAUUGAGAUUUUUUUUAAAUAUAAAUCAACAAAUUUAAUCAGUUUUAUGCUUAGAAUAAAUGUAAAACUCGAUUUUGGAUAUCGUCGCUGUCCUAUUAAAACCUUGAAUGUUCAAAUUUGCCUAUUUUCAGGAAAAAACACAGUACAUUUUAAAUGAUUAAAAACUGUGUUGUCAAAGUUAACAAGCAAUUUUAAAUGCGUUAUAUUAGUUAGAUAUUUGGAAAUCUCAGCUACAAGCAUCAAGGCUGAUUCAUAACAAUGAUUUGUGGCAAAAACAAAUCACAAAAUAUGGAGAUACGAGGUUUCAGAAGGACAGCUGCGAUAUACAUAGCAUGAUUUCUAUGCAAUGUUGCUUUGAAGAUAUUUUGACUAAAAACAUGCCAAAAUGUUUUUUUUUGCUGUGUAUGGAACAUUGUAAAAUCAAGUUCACACCUCGACUCCAGGAUUUUUGUUGUCCGUCAUGUCUGAGUUUUGUGUGCCGAUUUGAGCCCACAUACAUACUGCAAGACUGUCAUUCCCUUUUACAACCAACCCGAAGAACUGUGUUUAAAGCAAGCAUGAACCUGACGUUCUGUACACUUUCUAAACAGGGUAUUUUGUAAGGCAUGCAGACUUCAAAAACACAAACACUUUCUACAAAAAACUGUAAAGAGUGAUCAGUCGUGAUGAGGGGAGAGUUUAUUUGCAUUUUAGAUGGAACUUACCAGACAAGUCAUUUUCACAGAAUAAUAUUAUAUGCAGGCUAUUUACAUAAAUAAAAAAUAAAGAAACAAAUAUCGGAAUACUGUUUUUGUGUGUGUGAGGGGCAAAAAAAUACAUUGAUCAAAGGAAAAUCUAAUGGAUUUCUUAUUUUAUUU